Dalotia coriaria is the source of this 2243-nucleotide messenger RNA. RefSeq names its product probable peptidoglycan muropeptide transporter SLC46. The transcript is spliced from 5 exons. Gene Ontology annotation, biological process: transmembrane transport. Lineage: Eukaryota; Metazoa; Arthropoda; Insecta; Coleoptera; Staphylinidae. The record is from RefSeq and is a predicted model, not a curated record. The coding region runs from base 518 to 2119 and encodes 533 amino acids. Gene Ontology annotation, cellular component: membrane. Gene Ontology annotation, molecular function: transmembrane transporter activity.
AUUACACAAUAUUUUACCACAAAAUAACAUAAUCCCCAUGUAAAUCAAAAUCCUUUACUCAUUCUACGAAAAUAUACACCUCUGGCUUUACCGGAUUAUAAGUACUUGCUGGCAUUGAAUUUGAAAACCGUUUGCUUCAGAAAAAAUCGAAAAGCUCCUGCACACACAUGAUAAGCGCGAAAUUCAAGGCAACUUACGAAUUUCGUCGGACUCACGACGCCAUUAUUCGUUCUUCUCGGGUACAUGUGAAAGACACACAGUUAAUUUCUGAGCGCGCGUUUUCUUGCCGGUCGCUAUCAACACCCGAUGCCAAUAAACAAAUGAAAAAACAAUAUUAACAAACAAUUGAUAGUGAGCUAUCUCUCCGCUGAGAGGCGAUAAUUUCUUUGUAGCGUCUCGCGUUUUUGAAUGAACUGAGCUCAAACAGCGAUCACUGUGCGCUCAUCCAUUAAACAAAUGCACGUGCGCACACAAAGCCACUAAAACCAUCCAAUAACUUAAUAAAAACUCAAUUAAAAUGGAUUUGGCGAAGAGUAUAAGCAUGGAGGCAAUACCCUCCAAGGAUAUGGACGCUGAGCCAGCUGUACCGGAACCAGGUUUGACCGCGUGCCAAAAAUUCCGCUUGGUUUUCAGUAACAUCACAGUGGAACCAAUCAUGGUCUGUUAUGUCCUACCGAAUGUAAUGGCUUCCCUGGCGAUGCAGAAUUUAAAUCUGGAGAAAGCCUGCCGGGUUGAUCUGGGGUAUGAUACGGAUAUAUGUGACGCAAUGGCGGCGCGUAACAAAACAGGUUAUUCUAAGGAAGAAGAAGAAUCCGUGCAGAAAUUGGUCGCCACUGCAAUGGCCUGCAAGAAUAUCAUACAAAGUCUCUUGCCUUCUUUGUUAUUAAUGUUUCUUGGGUCAUGGAGUGAUCGAAAUAAUCGCCGGAAACCGUGUAUCAUGUUACCGAUUGUCGGAGAAAUGGUAACAGCGACUGGGUUUUUAAUUUGCACGUAUUAUUUCAACGAAUUGUCGAUUGUUUUCAAUGUGAUUGCUGAGGCAGUACCACCUGCAUUGACCGGUGGAUGGUUUUCAAUGUUUAUGGGAGUUUUUGCUUAUAUAAGUGGUGUUUCCACCCUGGAGACAAGAACGUUACGCAUAGGAGCCGUGAAUUUGUUUAGUAAUGUCAGCGUUACCAUUGGUAUCGCUUUGAGCGGGAUCCUGUACAAACAAAUCGGUUUUUAUGGAGUUUUUAGUUUAGCUCUUUCUGCUUACAUAAUCGGCUUUUUGUAUGGAAUGUUAAGAGUGAAAGAAGUUGAAUUACCAGCUGAGCAAGUAGAAGAUAUCGAAUUUGUUAAAAAAAAUGAAGAAAACGUUAAAAAUGUGAAACAAAGAGGCUUUUUAGCAGAUUUCUUUGAUAUUAAACAUAUCAAGGACACAUUUGCAGUUGCAUUCAAAGAAGGUGCCCGAAAUAGAAAAAAGCGUAUCGGUAUUAUUAUGAUUUUGGUUAUGGUCAUCAUAGGACCUCUGCAUGGUGAAUUAAACGUCAUGUACCUGUUUGUACGGUAUAAGUUUCAAUGGGACGAAAUUGAUUACAGUAUCUACAGUACAUUCACAUUUUUGGCACAUUUAGCUGGGACAAUAUUCUCAUUGGUAAUUUUAUCUAAACACCUCAAAAUGGACGAUGCGCUCCUAGGAAUGAUUUCCAGCAUGAGUAAAAUUCUUUCUUGUUUUGUUUAUGCCUUCGCGCCAACUCCUUCUAUAUUUUAUUUGGGUGCCAUUGUGGAGAUGCUUAAUGGAACGUCGUUUAUUGCUAUGAGAUCAAUUAUAUCAAAACUUGUACCGGGUGAUGAACUAGGGAAAAUUUAUUCCUUAUUUGGUGUUUCGGAAGCUUUAAUGCCACUGCUGUACGGUCCAAUGUACAGUUUUAUCUAUAAACAUACGAUAAGCUUCCUUCCAGGCGCAUUUUUCUUGGCUGGUGGAUUUUUAACCAUUCCAUCUGUUCUUAUUUUCAUUUGGUUAUACAACGAACAUAAACGCGACGAACGAGAAGAAGCAAUGAACAAAGGCCAAGAGAUGAAAUUACUACUUCUAGUUCCACCCUCAGAGAAUGUAAAACACAACAAUAAACAUCCAUCAUAAAAAGUGCAUCGUUCAAUAUUUUACACGUAAUAUUAAUAAAUAUGUAUAACUACUAUUAAUAUUUGAUGCAUAUACUGAAAAGUUUAUAAAAAUAUAAAAUAUAUUAAAAGGAAAUGUACAAAAG